Molecule: messenger RNA, 426 nt
Organism: Mesorhabditis belari
Lineage: Eukaryota; Metazoa; Nematoda; Chromadorea; Rhabditida; Rhabditidae
Source: the annotation of a GenBank genome assembly
AUGUCGAUUCUACCAUUAUUGUCACUUUUCUUUGUGUUGGUUGUAAUUUUUGAUUGUCGAGGUAUUGAAGCAGCUACAAUUAGAGCGAAUCCCGAUGAGCCACCGACAAAGGAGUUUUGCGAAAAAUACGAAAAACUUGUUGGAAACAAAGCAAAGCUCGCUAAGGAAAUGACUCCAAUUCUGGAAUGCGUGACUGGGGACAAAGAGGCACAGAUCGAACAAACUUGUGGACUAUCGACUCCGAAAAGUGAUUGCAGUGAAAAAGUGAAAAUCAUGAAGUGUCGAGUGAUCGAAACGGGGAAACUCUGCGAUUCGCCGAACUCGACCAAAAUAGCGGUCAAAUUUUUCAAACUGAUCGUCAAGCAUAGGCUCUCUGAAUUCGCUCAUUGUUCCACGGAGGCUUUAGCGGCACUUGAUGCAUUGAGU